AUGCGGUCGUAUCACCCAAUUUCUAAAGACUAUGUCAAACCGAUCACUAUUGAACCAUUGACUUAUACUACAGAUUCAUUGCAAAGCAAAGUGCUGGAUCACUGUCUUGCUAACAACGUGCCUAAACUAGGGUUUAAUGAAAAGGCAAUUGUUCAAUCUAUUAACCAACUAGGUCUUUCACCAUCCAUAAUAUCAGUGUUAGGUGCAUCAAACUCCCCAUCGUUCGUUCAUUCUUCUCCAGCUGUGCUGGAAUUGAUCAAGUAUCAUUUGGUAACUAAGAGACAUGAAUUAACUAAGGAUAUCCCUCAAGAAAAUAUUGAUCGUAACAAUGGGUUACCAACAUUGGAAGAACUGUUGAUUAAACGUCUACAGAUGGAUAUCCCCAUGGGAAACCAAUUAACUGAUCUUUUUGCUCAAUUAUCAAUUCCAAGUCAAUAUUUGAUGGAUACUGCUUUGCCUGAAUUAUUUAACCUAGCAGAUGACAUGAUAUAUUUUUCAAAUGAAAAGGACCAUUUUGAUAUGGCAUGGUAUACUAAAAGAUUGGGUGUUUCAUUCACAUAUGUGACAAGCAAAUUGUUUAUGGCUCAGGAUAGAUCAGUCGACUUUUCAGAAACUAUGCAAUUUGCACAUGAUAAAUUGUAUAAUGUCAUGAAGCUUGGUGAUUACUACAACAAUGCGGAAGAAUUUGCAUGGUAUACUUUAAUGGUUUCUGCUAAUCUCAUCAAAUCCCAGCUUGUUAGAAAAUAA
This is a messenger RNA of Maudiozyma barnettii, 747 nucleotides long. It is a transcript of the gene COQ9, whose product is annotated as ubiquinone biosynthesis protein COQ9. The record is from RefSeq and is a predicted model, not a curated record. Gene Ontology annotation, molecular function: lipid binding. Gene Ontology annotation, cellular component: mitochondrial inner membrane. The transcript has a single exon. Lineage: Eukaryota; Fungi; Ascomycota; Saccharomycetes; Saccharomycetales; Saccharomycetaceae. Gene Ontology annotation, biological process: ubiquinone biosynthetic process. The coding region runs from base 1 to 747 and encodes 248 amino acids.